Molecule: messenger RNA, 249 nt
Organism: Chlorella variabilis
Lineage: Eukaryota; Viridiplantae; Chlorophyta; Trebouxiophyceae; Chlorellales; Chlorellaceae
Exons: 1
Molecular function (GO): protein binding
Source: RefSeq, a predicted model, not a curated record
CUGCAGGGCACCAACCUGAGCGGCUCGGUGCCCGGCGGCUGGCGCCCGCCCGCCGCAGCCCAGGCCAUCAACCUGUCUGGCAACCGCCUCAGCGGCACCAUCCCGCCGGCCCUCACGCGACUCAGCGGCCUGCAGAUCCUGGACCUGUCGGGCAACCUGCUGAUGGGGCGCCUGCCGCCCGCCAUGCUGUGCAACACGUCGCUAGAGUUUGUGGGGCUCAACGUGGUGGGCAACAGCCUGUCGGGUGCG